Messenger RNA from Peronospora farinosa, 1644 nucleotides. The record is from the annotation of a GenBank genome assembly. Lineage: Eukaryota; Oomycota; Peronosporomycetes; Peronosporales; Peronosporaceae.
AUGGGUAUUCCCGAGUCUUUUAAGACAAGAGCUUCAGAGCUCGACUUGCUGCUUGAAAAUAAAGGGGAAGAUGUCAUCAAUUACGACACCGUGAACAAGAGUCUCACCUUAUCAGUUGGAGAAAUCAAAACUCCUGAUGAAGAGCCCACAACCCGUGGUUUUAGCUGGAAGACAUUGUGGGCUUAUGCCGGUCCAGGAUGGCUCAUGAGCAUCGCCUAUGUGGACCCGGGCAAUCUUGAGAGUGACCUCCAAGCUGGAGCUUAUGCUGGAUAUCAACUCAUUUGGGUUCUUUUUGGAGCCACGGCAAUGGGCUUUUUUCUUCAAAUUCUAGCGGCACGAUUGGGUGUUGUUACUGGUAAAAACUUGGCUGAAAUGUGCACGGCAGUCUAUCCACGAUGGGUGUCAUUGACAUUGUGGAUCAUGACAGAGAUCGCAAUUGUUGGGAGUGACGUCCAAGAAGUUUUAGGCUCGUCCAUUGCAUUUCAAGUACUUUUUGGAUUUCCUCUCUGGAUUGGAUGUCUCAUUACGGGAUUCGACACACUUACUUUCUUGUUGCUUCAUCGCUACGGGAUCCGGAAGCUUGAAGCAUUCUUUGUCACAUUGAUCGGGGUGAUGCUAGUCUGCUUCUGUGCCAAUCUCGUCCGUGGAGAAGUAGCAGUAUCGGAUGUUAUCGGUGGCUUUCUACCACGUGUUGAUCGAUACGCGGUGACGCAAGCAGUGGGCAUUCUUGGAGCUGUGAUCAUGCCACACAAUAUUUUCUUGCACUCGGCACUUGUGCAGAGCAGACAAGUGAAUCGAUGGGAUGGGCGCAAAGUACGCGAAGCGAACAAGUACUUUGCAAUUGAGUCGUGUCUAGCUUUGUUCGUGUCGUUCUUGAUCAAUUUGGCAGUGCUAGCAGUUUUCGCAAAGGGUUUCUUCUCGCCACAAUGCACAGCAUCUUAUGAUACGAGCAGAGUCAAUACAGCUUGUGUUCCUGGGGCUAUUGCUAAUGGUGACACGUAUGGUUACUGCCAGCUUGCUAGCGGUGGCGAAGGCAUGUGCCAGGAAAUUGGUCUAUCCCAGGCAGGUGUGGCACUUAGUGGCAUGUUGGGACAGUACGCCGACGUCAUUUGGGCAAUUGGUUUAUUGGCUGCAGGACAGAGCUCUACUAUGACAGGAACUUAUGCGGGUCAAUUCGUCAUGGAAGGAUUCCUCCAACUUCACCUUUCGCCAUGGAAGCGGGUAGCACUUACACGAUGUGUGUCGCUUGUUCCUGCAAUGACUGUAGCGAUCCUAAGCCAACAAAAUCCUGCAGAUAGUGACCACAUGGACGAGUUGCUCAACGUGCUGCAGUCCAUCCAGCUCCCAUUUGCUCUCCUCCCUGUGCUGAUAUUUACAAGCUCACGUGCCAUCAUGGGAGACUUUGCGAAUAGUAAAGCAACGGUGGUACUUGGCUGGCUAUCGGGAGGCCUCGUGUGCGUCAUUAACCUCUACUUGAUCUUCACAAACCUCGAAAAUCUAGCUUUUGGUGCUGUCGGACUCAUUGCAUUGGGAGGCACGGGUUGCUUGUACUUUGGUUUCCUAGGAUAUUUGGCGUUUGCCAAUAUGAAUCAAUCCGUUCAACGCACAAACACAGCGUCCGAUUGUCGACGUAUAUCAUCAUAA